Plasmodium gaboni is the source of this 2142-nucleotide messenger RNA. RefSeq lists its product as hypothetical. Gene Ontology annotation, cellular component: membrane. NCBI's taxonomy places the organism in Eukaryota, Apicomplexa, Aconoidasida, Haemosporida, Plasmodiidae. The record is from RefSeq and is a predicted model, not a curated record. The transcript has a single exon. The coding region runs from base 1 to 2142 and encodes 713 amino acids.
AUGCCCUUAUUUAAGUAUGAUGUUAAUGCAAAGGAAAUAAUUUUCAAGUUGAAUAAUUUUAAUUUUUCUCAAACUAUCCAUUUUUGUAAUAUUCAUAUAAAAUGUAUGCCCUCAACUGGCAUAAAUAAUUAUAAUAUAAAUAAAAGCACAUAUAUUAAUAGAAAAUUUAUAGUGGGUGAUAAGAAUGUGAGACGUACAAAUCGUAAUAUAAGAUUAAGAAAAUCAAAAUAUAAAGACAUGGUAAUCCUUUGGAAUAAAGAAAAAGGAGAGAAUAAGAAAAAAAAAAUAAAUGGCAAAAAAUUAUUUGUAAGUGGUUUUAAGAAAAGUGUGAUUUUAAAUAAAAUUCAUAUUGAUUUAUUAAAUGAAGAAUUAAGGAAUGUAGAGAAUGAAAUAAAUAAGAAGUAUUUAUCUUCUAAUGAGGAAAAAGAAAUUAUAUUAAGAGACUGUAAAUAUCCAAGUCAGAAAUUUUAUAAAGCUAAUGAAGAAGAAAUAAAAAUAAUUAGAAAAAGUGAAGGACAAUAUUAUUUACCGAUUGAAUGUGAAGAUAGUACAAUAAUUCGUAUUGUAAAUAUAAAUGAUAAAGUAACAUCACCUAUUUCUAGAUGUGUACGUAAUAGUAAAUUUGGUUUAAGAAAAAAGGAAAGAACCUUUUUUUUUUAUUAUUCUACAUUUAUUUGUUCUUUUUUUUUUACAAUGGGUGUAUGGCAAUAUAAGAAGAUGAAAAAAAAAAAGUUUUUAAUUAAUUACAUUUCAAAUAAUUUAAAUGAUGAAAUAAUAAAUUUAAAUCUUACAUAUUUUCCAUGGGUCAAAGAUUAUAAAGAAAUGAAAAAUGAGUAUACAAAAUUAUGUAGAAAUUUGUUAAAAUGUGAAAAUAAAUUAGUAGGUGGGUAUAAUAUAUUAAGAAAUAUAUAUGUUAAUGUAUUAUCGAAUUAUGAAUAUUGGAUAGAUUAUUUUAACGUUAUAGGUAAGCUUAAAUAUUAUAUUGAAACGAAUGAUUCAGUAAAUGCAAGGAAUUAUAAUGAAAUGGGAAAUGAAAAUGGAAUGGAAAAUCUAUGUGUUAAUAAAAAUGACUCUAUAAGUAAUAAUAGAAAGAAUUUAUAUGAUAAUAUAAAAAGAAAGGGAAAAGAAGAAUAUAAAAAUAGGAUUGAAUAUGUUACUUUAGAUUUGAAUAAUAUUGAUAAUAUAUAUGAAUGGUUAGUGAAAAUAAGAAAUGAAAAUAUAUUAAUGAAGUUAUAUAGAAAAUUUUUAAAAAAAAAUGAGAUUAUAACAAAUGAUGAAUUAAAAAAACUUGUUAUUGAGAAAUACAAAUAUCGUAAGGUAGAAAUAACAGGUGUAUUGGAUACAACAAAUGAAGUGUAUGUAGGUCCAAAAAUAUAUGAAAAGGAUAGUAAGCAAAAAUAUUUUUAUGUUAUAUGUCCCUUAUUUUUAAAAAACGGUAAUUGUAUAUUAGUUAAUAGAGGAUUAAUAUCAAAUGAUAUAUUAGAAGAGAAAACUAAUGAAAUUCCCAAAGUUGUGACAAUAAGAGCAGUAUUAGAUCCAGGAGAAUUAUAUGAAUGUUCUUUUAAAAAAAUAAAAAAUAUUUCAAAUCAAAGUAACAAAAAGGAGUCUUAUUUUUAUUAUUAUAAUAUUGAAGAAAUUUGUAAUUAUACUAAUAUAUCCAAAUUUGAGGGAACAAGCUAUUUUAUUGCGAAUAUAUAUGACAUAAUAUUUCAUGAAGAUUAUCUGAGUGAUAUACAAAAGGAUUAUAAUAAUAAUAUGUGUGAAGAUAAUAAUAGCCCAGGCAAAACUAAUUAUAUUGACAUAAAUAAUAAAAAUGAUAUAAAUACAGUUGAUAUUAACGAAGUUGAUAGAGAAACUCAAGAAAGGAUAAAACGUUUAACAAAAGGGAAAAAGAAUGAAAUACAAAAAGAUAAUAAUUAUGUUAAUAAUGUGGAUGAUGAAUAUUUAUCAGAUAUUCUAUAUAAAAGACGACCUUUUAGAUAUGAUGAACAUUUCAUACAUAAAAAGAAAAAGGAUUAUGUUAAAUUUUAUGCGGACGAAUCUACACAUUUUAAUUAUGCAUGUCAGUGGUUCCUUUUUUCAUUCAUUUUUUCAACUAUAUCUAUAUUUAAAUUUGUACAAUUCAAAAGGUGGGUUUUUUAA